AAAGUCAAAAUUGUAUACCUCAUUUAUCAUCUUCGGUUCAUCUUUCAUCACAAAAAAAAAAAAAAAGUUUGAUGAAAAUCUGAAUUGUUGUAAGUGUAAAUGAUAAUAAUAUGAAGCUGCAUCACAGAAAGUUGGUUGUACCAGAAAUAUGUGAAUGGAUAUGUCAAGGUAAGAACUCUUUGUCUAAUUGUUCAUCAAACAAAGAUUGCAGUGUUUGUUUCAAGAUCUGUCUAACCAAACCUCAACUUUCUUAUCCAUAUUCUCCACCACCACCACCACCACAAGUUCCUUCUUCUUUCUAUUCAUUAGAUGAAAAUCAAAACCAUCACAAAAUCAUCACUUACUUCAUCCUUACACUUUCUCUUCUUUCUUUUAUUUUCUUUCUUGUUUGUUGUCGUUUCAUCUAUAUCAAGUUAAGAUCAAAGAGAAGUUUAAGGCUACAACCAUCAUCAUCAUCAUCAACAACAACAACUCAACAAGUAGAUGUUAAUAAUCUUGAUGAUGAAGAACAAUAUGGUUCUAUGUUGGACCACCCCAUUUGGUAUAUCCGUACAAUUGGUCUUCACCAAUCUGUUGUCAAUGCAAUAAGUGUUUGUAAGUAUAAGAAAGGUGAAGGUUUGAUUGAAGGAACAGAAUGUUCUGUUUGUUUGAGUGAGUUUGAAGAAAAUGAGAAUCUUAGACUUUUACCAAAGUGUCAUCAUGCUUUUCAUUUACCUUGUAUUGAUACUUGGCUUAGUUCACAUACAAAUUGUCCUAUGUGUAGAGCUCCUAUUGUUACCAACCCUACAACUACAAGGGUAGAGUCUUUGGAGUCUUCUAUUGUUGUUGAUUCAAGUUCAUUGGGACAGACCCAAAUGGAAAAUUUUGAGGAAAAUAGUAAUGAAGGAUUUGAAAGUAGUGUUUUUGAUUCUCAAUUGAGGAAUAGGAUACAAGAAGAUGGAGAAGGCCAAUUGGGGGGGUGUGAAAAUGAAAGACAAGUCCAUGACGCCGUUACCGUUCGGCCUAGGAGAUCUGUUUCCAUGGAUGAUUCUUUUGUUGCAAAUGUUCUAUCAAUAGAAUCUAAUGUUGAUUCAAGUAGAAAGGUUAAUGGAAUUGAUAAUUUGGCAACUACAUCCAAAGGUAGUAGUAGUUUUUCUAUCAGGUCAACAAGAUAUUUGAAGGGUGUUUCUAGUCCAAUGAAGAGGUCAAGUUCCUACAAUGGGAAAUAUCUUCUGUCUUGGUAUAGCCGCAGUAAGAAGAAGCCAAAUGCUAUUCUAAGAAGCUCUUAAAUUACUUUGCUUUUAUGCUAACUAAUCAACUAAAAUGUGUGUAUGUAUGUAUGUAACUCAGUAACUCUCAACAAGCUGAGAGGCUGAGACUUUUAAAGUUUUCUGUAUGCAUCAAAAACAUUAUGUGAUGUGUCAAGUGUAUAAUAGUAGCAAAACAAAAAAGUUACAAAUAAAUUUUGCUUUGUUAUUUAUUUGUCUAUGUGAUCAACUAAUGAUUCAGUUAUUAUUUAA
Messenger RNA from Cicer arietinum (chickpea), 1499 nucleotides. RefSeq lists its product as uncharacterized. The record is from RefSeq and is a predicted model, not a curated record. NCBI's taxonomy places the organism in Eukaryota, Viridiplantae, Streptophyta, Magnoliopsida, Fabales, Fabaceae. Gene Ontology annotation, molecular function: transferase activity. Gene Ontology annotation, biological process: protein ubiquitination.